AUGAUCAUGCAUCUAACUGAUAACGUAGCGCAACGAUCUUGUGUUACAAGGCAGACGCCUGCUCCCAUUGUCGCGAAAGUAGGACUAAUUCCGGGAUUGCUAGGCCUUACAGUAGAACUGACGCGCGGUGCAUCCCAGCGCGAAAGGUCUCAUAUAUGGGAGCGCAAUCCAGGCAGCGGCUCAUCAUGGAGUGAAGAAGUGGCGCAAGCUCUGCUGGAUGCCGGAUAUCACGGUAAUGCGUUGCAAGCCGCGGCAAGAAAUGGACAAGUAUGCUCGGUACAAAUAACACCGAAAUUUUUCAACAUUCUUUUGCAAGUUGGCGCAAAAGAUGACUUGAGCGAAAGCGAGGGUUUGGAUGGAUCUGACGCGACUGAAGACAUAGGUGGUGCCUUAUUUGAUAUGCAUAUCAUUACAGAUAACGAUGUGGUCUUCGCUCAUUGGUUGACCGAUAUUGCUUACAUCAUGCACCCGUUUCUUCGUAACAUAAGGGUAUCAAGUCUUAAGUGCACACCAGUGUCUAACAGUAGCUUAAAGUUACUAUAUUCCGCACAUCUUCGAAUAUGGCAAUACGCUUGUGCUACAGGGACGCAAAAGAAGGCGCCACCUCAUUAUGCGAUAUGCUCAGUAGGGAGAAAGUUCGCGGUAAUGUUAUCAGAUAUGAGUGGGUUCCGGGCUCAGCCAAUGACAAGGAACGUGAAGGGAAAGCUUGAGGUGACAAAUAGCUUGGACAACCCUUGGCAGCUGGGCAAACCACAACACGAGUAUGUUUCUCCCACGCUUCCGACGAGGGUUAAGCCUCUUAAGGAGGAUAAUGUUGCGAAAGCAUUGAUGCCCAGCAUGGUGUUGAGGCGUCUACCCACGCUGAGGAAUUAG
Molecule: messenger RNA, 873 nt
Organism: Aspergillus vadensis CBS 113365
Lineage: Eukaryota; Fungi; Ascomycota; Eurotiomycetes; Eurotiales; Aspergillaceae
Exons: 11
Coding region: 1-873 (290 amino acids)
Source: RefSeq, a predicted model, not a curated record